This is a messenger RNA of Metarhizium acridum CQMa 102, 2346 nucleotides long. The record is from RefSeq and is a predicted model, not a curated record. NCBI's taxonomy places the organism in Eukaryota, Fungi, Ascomycota, Sordariomycetes, Hypocreales, Clavicipitaceae.
AUGGACCGCUCUUCUCCCCAACCGCUUACUUCGGAACCCAGGCCAAAGUUACCUGAGGAUAAGAAACCUGCGGUAAUUGGGCUUUACGGAUUGCCAGGUUCGGGAAAGUCGUUUCUUUUGAAGGAGUUGCGGAAGCAUCUCAAUCAUUGUGAAUACGAAUUUUACGAAGGCUCUGAGAUGAUUUCGUCCCUUGCCCCUGGCGGGCUGGAGGGAUUCCAGAAACUUGACGAGGCCAUGGCAAAUUACUGGCGAGCACAAGCAAUUGAUCAGAUUGCUCAUGAAUCCCGCCAAAGCGGGAAAACCGCAAUAGUGACAGGGCAUUUCAUGUUCCGAACCAAAGGACACUACAAGGCUGUGUAUACGUCGAAUGACAUGGCCACCUAUGCCCACAUCAUAUAUCUGAACAUAUCAGCUAAAACCCUAUAUAGUCAACGACAAGAAGAUACAAAUAGGGUGCGCCAAUUCUUGUCUAUGCAGGAUUUGGAGACGUGGCAGCGAACUGAGAUGGAGGAGUUAUCCCGUCUCUGUCAGGAACAUGGCAUUCUCUUCUCUCGCCUGGCUGAACAACCAGACAACCAACUCUUUACUGCCUUGAGGCUGAUACAAUUUUCACACCGAGUUUCCACCGUGCCGAACAUGGUUCGCGUCGACGCUAGGAUCGGUGAGAUUCUAUCCGGCCAAAAUAACUUGCAAACGAUGCUUGUAGUCGAUGCAGACAAAACCAUAUCUACAGAAGACACAGGAAAGACGUUUUGGAACGCCCGGGGCUCGCUUGAAAAGUUGUUUGGCGGCCCGCUGGGUUAUUCUGAGGCUGCAUUUCUCCAGGCAGUGCUUCUGUACGAAGAAGCAGCCGACGAAGAGGAAUUCGAGCGCAUGUGCGACAGUGUGGCGUCCAGAACCAGGAUUCAUGCGGAGUUCAAGGCGCUUUUUGAAAUGAUGGCAACUGAAGAUCAUGUAGGUGCUGUCGUCGUGACUUGUGGUAUUCGGCGAGUUUGGGAGAAGGUACUGGAGAGAGAAGGACUGUCCCAAACAGUCAAGGUCAUUGGGGGUGCGAGGAUUUCAGAUGACAUGGUUGUUACGGCGGAGGUGAAGGCUCAGAUUGUUUCGAGACUGCAGCGCAGGGAGAAUCUCCGUGUUUGGGCCAUUGGUGAUAGCCCCCUGGACCUGCCCAUGCUCGAGGCGGCCGAUGAAGCCAUUGUUGUCACUGGCGAGGAGCAAAACAGGAGUCGCAGCAUGGAUAAUGCGCUCCUGGAAGCCAUCGAGGCCAGAGGGCUCAGAGUGCGACAAGUCCUGCUGCCGAGUAACGUCUCCCCACGACUCACGGAUGCCGUGCUUGCUCAAAUUCGUCUUACCGACGAGGAAUUUCUGGACGCCAUCUUUUCUCGUCGGCGUCGUCUACACCCGAAUGUUUGGCACGCCACUGGAGGGAACGCCGCCAAGUUGCUCAUGUCCCCGACUCGAGAUGCCAUGGUCGCCGGCCCGACGUUGAGGAAAGCCCACGCCAGCGUAGGGCUCUAUCUUGCCUGGGGAUUCCUGUCGGAGCUGCUGGGGGUCGAGGAGUAUCCCAUGCAGCAUGUGCAAGGCCAUCAGGUCAUGGGCCACCGCCUCCGACAUGAGCGAGAGACUACCAUUGUUGCCCUGAUGCGCGGCGGUGAGCCCCUGGCUUUGGGGUUGAAUGAAGCUUUGCCUCUUGCCAUGUUUGUUCAUGCUACCUCCCCGGACGACAUUCAAAGAGACCAUAUCGAGAACCAAAAGACCGUGGUCCUUGUUGAUUCCGUGGUCAACAGCGGCAAAACAUUGAUCGAGUUCAUCGAACGAACGCGCAACUUGCGCAAGGAUAUACGCAUCGUCGUUGUGGCAGGCGUGGUCCAAACAGAUGCCGUCAUGCAGGAGCACGCGCUUGCCGGCGCUAUAGAGCAGCAUGGCGUUCAUAUUGGAGCGCUUCGUCUGUCGGAGAAUAAGUUUACCGGAUUCAAGGACGCAUUCGCAAAGCGAAAGAUUGAGCUUUCUUCCCUGGAUUCCAGGAAGCUCAUCGCCGACGCCCGGUUGAUGAAGCUUGCGCCUAAAACAGACGGCAAGGGCGCUGAAAAGUGCCCCCCAUUAUCAUACUUGUUCGAAGCAUGGGACGGUGAAGAUUGCAAACAUGCCAAUGUGGUCGUUACGGUGGAAGUUACAGCAGAUAACAAGCGCUCUCUCAAAGAGUACAGCGACCGCAUUCUCGAAUGCUUCGGCGAGGGCCGCCGUGACAAGAAGGAGAAGAAAAAGGGAGCCAGCAAGUUCUUGAGCAGCAGACGCGGCGUCAGGUCGACAUUUCGACGUGUGUUUUUGCGCGCUGCUUGGACUUGA